Molecule: messenger RNA, 1337 nt
Organism: Bombus impatiens (common eastern bumble bee)
Lineage: Eukaryota; Metazoa; Arthropoda; Insecta; Hymenoptera; Apidae
Product: aspartic acid-rich protein-like
Source: RefSeq, a predicted model, not a curated record
UUUGACCCUGACCCUCUAAAGCUACGUCCAAUAGAACCAUUUCCAGUCUUCGAAGUCGAGGUUCCGGAAGAUGACGUGAUUUUCUUGCUGAAGGACAAUGACGAGGAAGACGAUGAUUCCGAGGAUGGUGCACUAUUGGCUAACUUCGUGCCAAAUAUUUCUACGGAAGAAGACGAGGAUGAAGAUGACGUCGUUAUUCUCGGAUUCAACACUCUUAGAAGAAUAAAAAAAGAUCACGGCCCGCCUCUUCUUUACUUCACAGUUUCAAUUCUAAGGAAACUGAUAUCGUUGUCGGUAGAUUCUAGCGUCGGAAGUAACGUUGUCGCUAAUAAUUCCAAAGAAGACAACGAGUAUAAUCAAGUAUCCUCGAAUAUGAGAGAAGAAAGCAGUAUCGAAACAAAUAACAAGUCUGCAGUCACCGAUACGACGGUUAACGAAGCCGAAGAAAUCGUUAAAAAGGUCUUCAAUAAGAUAGAGUCCUAUGCGAAGCCGGAUAAAACACCGACCAAGAAAUUCACAACGUCGGAUACGAAUGCGAGGAAGCCUGGCAUCGCGAGCUCCAGCAUCAACGAAAUCGAAAAUGAAACGAACGAGAAGAAGAAACCCUUGAGGAAACCGAUUAAGGGCGAAGAAGACGACGAUGACGAUAUUCUAGGAGAUAGUCUAGACGACGAUGACGACGACGACGAUGAGGAUGAAGAGAUUUUAAACGACGACGACGAUGAUAACGAGAAGGACAGCGAAGCAGAGGAGGACGAAGAUGAGAAGGUUGACGGAAGUGAACACGUGAAUCACGAGGACGAAGAUGAGAAAGGCGAGAUCGAAGAUUUAGAUGACGACGACGACGAAGAAGAUGCAGUGAUCAGCGCGUUGGUUUAUGACGAAAAAGGGAAUGGAAAGAAGAAGGGCAAAGCGAAAAAAUAUAACCAGUUUUCCGAAGCUUACGAUGAUAACUCGAAUUACGAAUUAGGCUUGGCCCGGCUUUUAGCAGAAAAUAGGCAUUCGAGGAGUAAUCGUCACACCAAAGAAACGAGAUUUUUAGGUCUUAUAUUCAUGCUCGUCCCGUUUUGUAUACGUAUAGAAUAAUGAAAUAAUCAAGGAACGAUAUUUUCCGAAAUCGAUCAGUCGAAUGUUUAGUAAAGACUGCCGUUCAAGAUUGUUAGGCCUCUUUAUUAACUCGACUUAUCAUUGUUAACUAUGUUAAAAAGCGGAAAAUCUGAUAAAUUCUUUUGUUAUCAUAAAUCACUUUAUUUCCUAAGUAAUUAAUGAUUUUGAAAAAUUGCUAAUAGAUAACAACCAUUCAAUACUUGUUGAAGGAGCUCACGCACAAAGAUUAC